Molecule: messenger RNA, 426 nt
Organism: Acyrthosiphon pisum (pea aphid)
Lineage: Eukaryota; Metazoa; Arthropoda; Insecta; Hemiptera; Aphididae
Exons: 1
Coding region: 1-426 (141 amino acids)
Source: RefSeq, a predicted model, not a curated record
AUGGCACUAGUUGAUGCUAAUUAUAAUUUUAUUUUCGUUGAUGUCGGGUGUCAAGGAAGAAUAAGUGACAGUGGUGUAUAUCGAAACACAGAUUUAUGGAAAAAAUUUGAACAUGAACAGCUUAUGCUUCCAGCAGAUGAACCACUUCCUGUCAAGACCAAUAUGUUACCACAUGUAUUCGUAGUGGAUAGCGCAUUUGCUCUAAAUAAGCAUAUGAUGAAGCCGUAUUCUGGUGUUUAUGACGAGGGCAAUAAAAAAAGAGUAUUCAAUUAUAGAUUAUCUAGGGCACGAAGAGUGGUAGAGAAUGCCUCUGGUAUAAUGUCAUCAGUUUUUAGAGUAUUCAGACGUCCAAUGUUACUCAAUCCCGAAAAAAGUGACAAAUAUAACAAUGUGUGCAUUGCUGCACAAUUUUUUAAGAAAAAGUAA